AUGGAUAGCGAUAGUGGUCACGGCAUCUCUGCAAAGGACCUCAGCGACAGACUUGAACAGAUUCAAAUGUCAUCCGGACAUUCUAACGAGGAUACAAAACCCAAUAGGAAGCCCAAUAGGGCUCAGAAGCCGCUACUGCCUGCCCAUCUUCUACCUCAUCAACUGAAUCCCGCCAAAGCCCAUCUCUAUAAUGUUCAGCGGCCGCGUAAAGCAUAUUAUGGCUUUGCUGUUACCUCGGACGCCAUGGUCGACCAUGCCCUCCGCUGGUAUGAGGGCAGGUUCACCCGUGAGGAUUUCGACUGUGCCGACCUUAGCCAUGUUGAAAUCAUCUGCGUGGGAGCUGCUGCGAAGCACCUGGAACUCAACCCAGAGCACCGGAGGCUGGAGUUUCCUCUUGUUGAGACACCCGACGGGCUGAGGCCAUGCAUUGCCAUAUACAACAGUCAUGAACGGAGCGGCUGGAAUCUGGAUGCGGAGAAAGAGAGUGAGCAGCUUGAGUUUAUCAGGAGCGAGCUCAGGUUACCAGAGACGCAGGAGGCAAUGUGGUAUUUUGCUAACUGCCGGUGA
Coniophora puteana RWD-64-598 SS2 is the source of this 567-nucleotide messenger RNA. RefSeq lists its product as uncharacterized. The record is from RefSeq and is a predicted model, not a curated record. The transcript has 2 exons. NCBI's taxonomy places the organism in Eukaryota, Fungi, Basidiomycota, Agaricomycetes, Boletales, Coniophoraceae. The coding region runs from base 1 to 567 and encodes 188 amino acids.